CCUGAAAGGGUUUUAUGGACAAAGGUUUCUCUCCAAAACAUAUUUGAUACUUUGCACGAUUGUGUGCGUCCGCAUCUCCCCACAACGAGGGAGAUAGGUGAAAAGACCUUGUGCACUCUUGGGAGUAUCACAGAUGUGCAAAUUAUCACUUUGGAAGAUUGGAGAUCGACUCUAAGCUCACAAAUGGCCUGGAAAGAUCCUGGGCCUCCACCAACUGAUCCUCUCGUAGCUUCGCUACAAGCAGAGUACUGCGAAGGUAUGGUUAAAUUGUUGAGGCCAUAUAUGGGUAUUACACUACAAGUCCAUGUCCCCUCUACCGAAGCUCAGUUAUCGAAAGGCCAGCAAUGGAUUCUCAAAGUCGUCGCCACCUGGGUGAUGUUCACUCACUCCAGUAUCGUCUGCUUUGACCGUGUUGGUGCGGCUACUAAUAGCACGUACGAGAUGUAUCAAGACCCAAGUUGUAGCACAGUAAUGCUGAGUAACCCUGUGAACACUGGCCAUACGCAAAAAGCCUUACUUUUGCGUGCUCUUCGUUUCUCUGCAAUUCAUCCAUGGAUCGCUGAGCAAACAAAACUCACAGAUGAGGAUAUGGAUAAACUUUAUCGUUAUACUAUCAAAAGGUUGUCCAAGUUUCUCCCACGUCAUUCAAUCUUGUCUCAAAAUCUUGAGACUUUGAAUCAGGUUUGGUCACUAGAAGACUCAAUGCAGUGGAAGGAGCUAGUCGAAGCGUACGAGUUGAUAUGA
Molecule: messenger RNA, 744 nt
Organism: Bipolaris sorokiniana ND90Pr
Lineage: Eukaryota; Fungi; Ascomycota; Dothideomycetes; Pleosporales; Pleosporaceae
Exons: 2
Source: RefSeq, a predicted model, not a curated record